Messenger RNA from Fusarium vanettenii 77-13-4, 1668 nucleotides. RefSeq lists its product as uncharacterized. Lineage: Eukaryota; Fungi; Ascomycota; Sordariomycetes; Hypocreales; Nectriaceae. The record is from RefSeq and is a predicted model, not a curated record. Gene Ontology annotation, molecular function: protein kinase activity. Gene Ontology annotation, biological process: protein phosphorylation. The coding region runs from base 1 to 1668 and encodes 555 amino acids. The transcript has a single exon.
AUGACUACAACUCACCCCAUCGACGAUGACACCCCUAAGCUCGAGGAAGAUCCCCAAGCCACCAUCGACCAGGGAAUUCUCGAUGAAAUCCGCCGCCAUAAUAAUGGGGUAGACAAGGGGUUUUUCAAAAGGUUUUUCGGAAGAUCGCCUUUGGACAACUCGGGCAAAAAUACCCUCGAUCUCCUACGACGCCGUUUCAUCCCCCGCCUACCAGAAUCCGAGGAGGAGCCCGAUCUUCCAGGCACCUUGUACCACUUCCUCUACUCAGGUACUACCGAGUAUAGCUGGGCCACGGUCCAAAUUCUUGGGCUUGAGCUUGAUGCUGAGUUUUAUGCUCACGACUCCGGCUUAGUACAGCUUUACAAGUAUGCCCGAAAGGUCUUUAAAAGUCAGCCAGCCCGUCGCUUUCUGCACGGAAUAUACAUUCUCGGGCUAGUGGCCGAGCUCUGGGUGUUUGACCGAGCUGGGUUGUAUCAUUCCCAACCUUUGAACCUGCGAGACCACUCAGAGCCGCUCGCAGCCAUAUUUGCCAGCUACUUGCGCUUGGACGAUCUUGACCUUGGCAUGAACCCGAUUCUCCACUACGACACGAUAGGGACAUAUAUCUUGGCCAAGGGCGAGAACCAAUCCGAACCGGGACUUUCCCAGUUUUAUCUGGAAGGCGAACCCAUCGCAUAUCCUAAAGAUAUUGUGAGCACCAGACCUACGUGUUACCGAGCGAGAUUAUCGGCUUCGACCAAACCCGAAUUCGUCAUCAAGUUCACUUGGAAAGUUGAAAACUCGGAACCAGAAGAUUGGGAACUAGAAGCCUGGGAAUUAGAGCGUUGGGGACCAAAACCUCGCCGCUCUGAGAAAUCCAUGCUGCGACUUGUCAAGAAACGCAACGUCAGUGGUGUGAUGCAAAUGUUUAGCCACCAAAAGGUCGGGCCUAGUUGCGGUCUUCGCGGGGGAGGCAUGGAGUUUCCAGCCUUGAAAGAGCAAUUUGGCGAUACUACAUUCACAUUCCGGGGCUCAGACUUGGAAUGUAUGGUCGUUUAUCCCCUUGGUCGCCCUCUUGGCCGGUUCCAUUCAAUGGAGGAGUUCCUUCGAGGUUUCCGUGAUGCCAUCGCUGGGUAUCGGUCAUUGCAUCUAGAUGGCAAGAUUCUCCAUCAAGAUAUAUCACCGAACAACAUUAUGCUUACUGGGGAUAAGAAAGAAGGGGAUCCAUGGGGAUUUCUUAUCGACCUCGAUAUGAGCAUGGAACUUGCCGUCGGUCCAGCCCGACCAGGUGAGAUCAUCGGAACCAAGGCAUUCAUGGCCAUUGGCGUGCUCAAGCGUGUACCACGAACAUAUCGCCAGGAUCUAGAAUCCUUUCUCUACGUGUUUCUGUGGAUUGCCAUCUGCGGUGGUGAUCGAAAGUUGCCAGCUGAUAGUCGGAUUCAGCGCUGGAUGGUUGGGAACUGGAGUGAAUUGGCCCGGAAGAAGACGGAGGAUAUGGAGGAUGGGAAUUUCGCUGAGUUAGUAGCCGAGUUUAAGCCCCAGUUUCAGUCUCUGAAGGGCUUGGCUUAUAGGUUGCGAGAGAUUAUCUUCGCCCCAGAACCAAAAUUAGGGGACAAGGAGGCCGAGGAGAUGUAUUCUGCCUUGAUCGCGGCAGUUGACAAUGCUUUGAUUUUCCAAUUCGAAUCAUGA